UGUUCCCUUUCGUAUUUGAUUUAAGAAGUUGCCGGCGGCCAUGGCAACUCGGGUCAUCACCAACCGCGUCGUUCAAUCGGAAGAGGCUAUAGGAGAAAGAAGCCGCAAGGGAGGAACAGGACGGAGCGAGGAGCCAUGGCCGCCAGGAACUUCUUCGUCCGAUCCCCCAAGGAGGAGGAAUCCAGCGCCGCCAUCCGAGAGGCUGUCCUGUUGGGAGGGAAGAACGCCGCCAUUGCAGGCACCGUGGUCGCGGUUCCCACGUUCGUUGCCUGUCGUGUCCUUCCUUGGGCCAAGCACAAUCUGAACUACACCGCGCAGGCGCUCAUCAUAUCGACAGCCUGUGUGGCCGGGUUCUUCAUCACCGCGGAUAAAACCAUUCUACGAAACGCAAGGCAGAACACCAUCGGGAGGAUCGACGAGUCGACUUGAUCCAGGACUGUACAGAAUCGCAGGCCCUCUGUUCCAUCCAUGGAUGGUGCUGCAUGAGGAAACGUCGGAUUAAUUUCAGUUUCAGUUUGUAUGUACCUGGCAGUGUAAAGAGAGUUGCUGCUUUCUAGAGCAGGAAUACCGGUUCGUAGCGCUUACCUCGGAGGCGAUAUUCCUGGCGAUCUAGGGUUGGUGCGUCGCCGCCGCCGGCGGCGGCCGCUGGCCCUGUGACCUCCUCGUGAGGCUGGCUUGAUGCACUAACGAGGUGCCCUCUCUUCAGGUUCCCGUUCCCCUGACUAACAAAGUCAGGGUUUUGAUGUCCUCCGGCAGCUACCCUGGUCGUGAGUUUUCUUUAUAAAUCACUCAUGUAGGAAAUACUUAUAUGUGGCUUGCAACAUUUUUACUAUAUAGUUCCUGGAAUAUGUUUACCUCGAUAUGGAAUUUACCGAUGCACUUGAA
Molecule: messenger RNA, 885 nt
Organism: Triticum dicoccoides
Lineage: Eukaryota; Viridiplantae; Streptophyta; Magnoliopsida; Poales; Poaceae
Product: early nodulin-93-like
Exons: 4
Coding region: 136-429 (97 amino acids)
Source: RefSeq, a predicted model, not a curated record